CAUAAUAAUUCAUCAAUUGGGCCCAAAAAUUUAUAACAAGCCCAGCUAAAGAUGCUUUGAUAUCGUCGGCCGGUUUGUAAUUGCGAAAACCCCAAUCCCGAAACCUUCUUCCUCCGAUUCAAAAUCCUACGCAGAAGGCAGAUACAAAGGAUAGAGGGAAAGUGAAGGGUGUCACUACCGGCGAUCGCAAUGUCGGGUUUUUCAUUUUCUCAAUCUGGCCAAUCGUCAACCUCCUCCCCGUUCUCGUUCGGAUCUUCCUCUUCAUUGGGAUCCACCGCUUUCUCUUCUUCAAACCCUAGUACUUCUUCCCCUUUCUCACUCUCUUUCAACGCCGCUUCUUCAAACCCUAGCUCUACUGCCUCCUCAACCACUACAUCUCCUUUCUCUUUCUCGCUAAACACCUCCUCUUCCAUCACCACCACUUCCACAAAUCCUAGCUCCGCUUCUUUUGGCUUCGGUUCAGGUUUAUCUAAUACCGGUUCAACUACUACUCCAUCCCUGUUUGGGGCAACUUCAUCCUCCGCUACAUCCGCUUCCUCGCUGUUCGGAACGCCUUCAACUUUUGGGACUGCGUCAUCCGGCGGUGCAUCUGCACCCUCACUGUUUGGAGCAUUUACAUCCAGUACUACUACGACGCCGUUUGGAACAUCGUUUUCUGCCACCAGUACCUCUUCACCGUUUGGAACAGGUUUAUCCGCAGCAGGAAACUCUGCCUUUCCCUCAUUUGGAUCGUCUACUUCAGUGGCGGCAACUUCUAGUUCUCCCUUGUUUGGAGCAUCUUCUUCCGCGGCUGCGACUACAGCUUCUCUCUUGUUUGGAACAUCUUCAUCCACGGCUGGGACUACAGCUUCGCCUCUGUUUGGAACAUCUUCGUCCACGGCUGGGACGACAGCUUCGCCCCUGUUUGGAACAUCUUCGUCCACGGCUGGGACUAUGGCUUCGCCCCUGUUUGGAACAGCUUCAUCGACGGCGGGAGCUACAACUUCUCCCCCAUUAGGAGCAUCUUCAACCACCACAGGUUCUGCGACAUCCUUAUUUGGAGGUAUUGGUGCUUCCGCUGCGUUUUCUACUACAAAAUCAACUACUCCUGCAUUUUCCAGCGCGUUCCCUCUGGGUUCAUCUUCAAAUUCGACUUCAACUUCAACCACUGGUUCAUCUCCAUCUUUCUCGGCGUCUACUGGGUUUUCCAUCCCUUCUAGUUUCUCAUUUUCACAAAAUACUCAAAGUUCAACAUCUACAGCUUCACAACCUUCGCUAACAUCUUCUUCAUCAUCCGCAAGCUCUUCUAGCUUUUCAUUUGGAACACCGGCUUCUCAGCCUUCAUUCAGCUUCAACAAUGCUACUGCAGCUUCUUCCACCGCCGGAAUCUCUAGCACACCUUCCGCAAAGGCCACUUCACUGUCUUUUGGCGCAACACCUUCAGCGCCAUUGUUCUCUACCGUCACUACCACAACUGCUUCCACCUCUUCCGCCGCUAGUACGGCCACACCUGCUACAACUACAACUGCUACAUUGCCUGCUAUUGGUGUGAGUUUUUCCUCUGCUGCAGUUACAUCUUCAGCAUCGGCACCUGCCAGCUCUGGUUCCAGUUCUAGUUCUUUUACUGGUUUUGGCAUGAUCAGUAGUACAUCUACUUCUUCUGGGACUACUAGCUCUUUUACAGGUUUUUCACUGUCCACAAAAACAGCUACGCCUGCUUCUUCAUCACAAUCACAAUCUUCAGUUGGGGCACCUGUUUUCAGUAUCCCUACCUCAACUUCUGCUGCAGCAACAACUUCAAGUACCAGUGCUCCCGCUGCUCAAACGUCUUCCUCUCUUGUUGUGGCUUCCAGUAGUGGGACAACUACAACAGUCAGUACGACAGUGUCUGCUACACCAAAAUUACCGUCUGAGAUCACAGGGCGAACUGUUGAGGAGAUCAUCAAGGAGUGGAAUGCGGAGUUACAAGAGCGCACUGGGAAGUUUCGGAAGCAAGCUAGUGCCAUAGCUGAGUGGGACAAGAGGAUCUUGCAAAACCGUGAUGUCCUUCUCAGGCUUGAGAUUGAAGUUGCAAAAGUGGUUGAGACCCAGGCUAACCUGGAGCGACAGCUUGAGUUAAUUGAAACUCAUCAGCAAGAGGUUGAUAAGGCUCUACAAAGUAUGGAAGAAGAAGCUGAGUGCAUUUACAAGGAUGAGCGUGGAUUACUUCUUGAUGAUGAAGCCGCCUCAACUCGAGAUGCGAUGUAUGAGCAGGCUGAAUUUAUCGAGAGAGAAAUGGAGCAGAUGACUGAGCAGAUAAAAUCAAUCAUUCAGACUUUAAAUGCUAACCAGGGGGGAGGACUUGAUGGAAUUGACGGGAUGGCUCCACUGGAUGUGGUUGUCCGAAUUUUAAACAAUCAACUAAGUUCUUUAAUGUGGGUUGAUGAGAAGGCUGAGGAGUUCUCUCUGCGCAUCCAAAAGCUUGCUAACCAAGGUUCUGCUGCAGAUCGUGAAUUGAUGGGUCCAAAAUUUUGGAUGUCUUGAUCCAUUUUUUUUCAUUGGAUAUGAUUGAUUAUGAAUAUUUGGAGCCAUCUGUAGGCUUUUUGCAUUGUAUGAAUUCCAAAAACCUUAGGAAGUAGAUAUUUGAACUCUGUUUUUGGCCUAGCGAGAUGCCUGUCAAACAAUUCACAUUGGUUUUCCCUUCCUUAAUUUCUUUACAAUGCAACCUAAAGGAGUAAACAUGAGAUUUUGCGUUAA
This is a messenger RNA of Mangifera indica (mango), 2715 nucleotides long. RefSeq names its product nuclear pore complex protein NUP62-like. The coding region runs from base 190 to 2502 and encodes 770 amino acids. Gene Ontology annotation, molecular function: phospholipid binding; structural constituent of nuclear pore. NCBI's taxonomy places the organism in Eukaryota, Viridiplantae, Streptophyta, Magnoliopsida, Sapindales, Anacardiaceae. The record is from RefSeq and is a predicted model, not a curated record. The transcript has 9 exons. Gene Ontology annotation, cellular component: nuclear pore; nuclear pore central transport channel. Gene Ontology annotation, biological process: RNA export from nucleus; protein import into nucleus.